Lethenteron reissneri (Far Eastern brook lamprey) is the source of this 5462-nucleotide messenger RNA. It is a transcript of the gene SMG8, whose product is annotated as SMG8 nonsense mediated mRNA decay factor. Gene Ontology annotation, biological process: nuclear-transcribed mRNA catabolic process, nonsense-mediated decay. The record is from RefSeq and is a predicted model, not a curated record. Lineage: Eukaryota; Metazoa; Chordata; Hyperoartia; Petromyzontiformes; Petromyzontidae.
GUCACCCACGGCGGGUCGGCGGCCCGAACGUGGAAAUUCCCAUCGCGAAGCCUCCCUCUGUCAUCGCCUGCGUCGAUAUCAGCAUCAUCGAUAACAUCAUCAUUGAUAUCAUCAUCGAUAUCAUCAUCAUCAGCCUCCUCGUUAAAGGCGGCAACGUGGGGCUGUCUGCAGCAUUGUAAACAGUGAGGAUCACGCGAGCGAAUCGAUGUCGCCACAGCUCACGAUGCAUCCCCCGUCGCUCGAGUCUCUGCUCGCCGCGGCGGGCGCCGACGAUGCCGGCGACGAGAUUUGCGUCAUCGGGGUGUGCGGCCUCGCCUCCCCCUCGCGCACCAACUACGGCCACACAAUCGUCAACAUCCUCACCGACCGCCUCGUCUUCCCCGCGUGGCACGACUCCGCCGCCGCCGCCGGCGUCGCCGCGCCGGUGGAGGCGCACUACGACCGGGAGAACCGCACCGUCUACCUCGUGGUGUCGUCCGCCAGCCCCGCCGGGCUCCUGCGCGCCAGCGUCACCGCCGGGGACCGGCACGCCGAGACGCACGCGGCUUGGCGCCGCGCCGAGAAGCAGCAUUGCCUGGCCAUGCUGUUCGUGCUGUCGGUGAGCCACGUGGUGCUGCUGCAGCACCCGACCUGCACCUUCGACAUCACCUACGACCGCCUCUUCCGUGGCCUCGACCAGCUCCGGCAGAAGCUGCAGCCGCAGCUCAGGGCGCUGCUGCAGGACUGCCCGGUGGGCAAGGAGUGGCAGCUGAACUGCCGGCCCUGCCCUCCGCGCCUCCUCUUCAUCUUCCAGCUCAACGGGGCGCUCCGAGCCUCGGAUGCCGGGCUGUGGCGCGAGGGCGACUCCCCCGCCGCCGCCGCCGCCGCCGCCGGCGCUGCAACCAAACUCAAGCGCCACUCGCCCAAGCGGCGCCUGCAGCACGCGCUCGAGGAUCAGAUCUACCACGUGUUCCGCAAGAGCCGCUUGCUCACCAACCAGAGCGUGAACUGCCUCUUCACCGUGCCGGCCAACCAGGCCUUCGUGUACGUGAUGGCCGAGCCGCCCGACGACCCCGUCGGCUCGCUCAUCCGCUGCCUCCGCAGCAACUGCAGCCUCAAGGAGGGCGAUGGCCAAAACGCCGGACCACGAAGGUACCAGCUGAUGCGGCGUUCUGCGCGGCCGUCGGCGCUGCCCCCUGCCCCGCCCCCGCCGCUGGAGUCCCAGUCGAGCGGCUCCCUCCCGGCCGACCCCACGCUGCGCGAGUUUGUGUGGCAGCACGCCGAGCUGGUGUUCGCGCGCCGCGGAUUUGACGACAGCGUCGGCCGCAACCCGCAGCCCGCGCACUUCGAGCUGCCCACGCUCGCCAACUGGGCCGCGGUGGCCGCGCGGCUGAGCGGCGCGCUGCUCGGCACGGCGAGCGGCGGGUGGGGGGACGUCGCCGAGGUCUCGGACGGAGAGGACGACGACGAGGAUGAGGACGACGAGGAGGAGGACGGCGGCGCCGGCGACGACGGUGUGGAUGGGAAGACGCCAGCUGAUCCAGUCAGCGUCCAUGCCAAGGUUCAGAGUCAGCUGAAGUGCUUGGAGGGCUUCCUGGACGCCGACACGCGCUUCUCCGAGAGCCGCUGCCAGAAGGCGCUGCCGCUGGCGCACAGCGCGUACCAGGCGGGCCUGCCGCACCACUACACGAGCGCCUACCACCGGAGUCAGCUCGCGCACGCACUCUCCAUCUACAGGCAGCAUGCUCGUGGGCCGGCCUACCAGGCAUACCUCCUCAAGCUGCAGGAGGACUGCCACAGCUUCUGGCAGGCCGGCCACCAGCUGUGCGAGGAGAGAAGCCUCACGGACCAGCACUGCAUCCACAAGUACCACCUGCUGCCCAAAGCGGGAGAACUUGCAGACCCAGACCAAGUGCCACCAGUUGUCCCCCAUUGCAGCCGUUCCCGCGCCACCAGCACCUGCAACUGCGGCUCGCACCAGGGCACUCGCGAGGACCCCUUCACCCUGCGCGCUGCCAACUUCACCUUCUUCGAGAUGAUGGAGGACAAAUACUGCGGCAAGCUGGAACACUUCAUCUUCCCCACGUUCGAGCGCGACGCGGGAGUCAGCCGCAAGAACUCGCUCGAUGCCAGCGUGGCCCCAGCUCCCGUGCCCACAGAGGACGCCCUCUACAAAGACGCCCCCGAAGCCACGGGUGGCACCGAGUGCAGCCCGGACCUCCCGCACGGCCUGGGCCAGGCGGCCGGCACGCCCGCGGGGCUGCUCGCCGAGCCGCAGGCCGGCACCGCCGCCGCGGCCGGCCCGGCGCGGUCGCAGCCCGGGCUGGGCCACGUUCACUCCCAGCCACCCGCCGCCACCUCCCAACCGGCGCACGCGCACUCCCAGCCGGCGCCGGCCACGCACGGGGACCAGAACGACGCUCGCCCCUGCCGCGCCCGCUCCCAGUCCGGACCGACGCCCCACGACGAGGGUGGCGAGCUCGAGCCCGGAGAGAGGCCGGCAGCCAACCCGGAGGAGAAGUCCCCGCUUCAGGAUGACCAGGACCGACAGCAGCAGCAGCAGCAGCAGCCGCUGGGGGGAAUGGUGCACCUGGGAGGGGUGGUGGCGGGGCGGCUGCCCUCCUUCUCGUCGUGGUCGCUGGUGCGGCUGGGACCCGCCAAGGCCUACGUCCCCUCGCAGGGGCUCGCCGACAUGCCGGGGUUCGUGCCGGGGACCCACUUCCUGAUGCCGUGGGACGUCCCGCUGUCCAGCACGCGGCGCUCCAACGAAGGAGAGGAGGAGGAGGCGUGGCCAGCGAUCCGCACGGAGGGAGCGGAGCGUGCGGAGGGGGAGUCCUGGAGGGGGUUUGCCCCAACGCGUACCUGGAGACGCGGGGACAACACGGCCAGGGCGUACGUCGGCUACGAGUACGAGGACUCGCGGGGCCGGCGCUUCAUGUGCUCUGCGCCGGAGAAAGUGAUGAAGGUGGCGCCGGGCAGCGGCUACCGCGACUUUGCGAGCCGCGCGCUCGCGGCCGACAUGCCGCUCUACGUGGCCGCCUCGGGGCAGAGCCGCGGGCCCAAGCCGGCGCUCGCUCAGCUCAUGCGCCUCUACGUCGUGGUGCCCGACGCGUCCGUGCGCCUGCUGCUCGCACCGCAGGUGCAGCCCGGCUCGGCGCCGUGCCCGAUCUUCGUUCCAGAGCAGCGCGAGGUGACGCUGCCCACGGACGGCCUGUGGGUGCUUCGCCUGCCCAUGGCGUACGGCAGCGAGCGCGGCCCCUGCCUGCCGCCGCGUGACACGCAGGGCCUGUCCGCCUACCGCCUCCUCCGCGGCGUGCUCCGGGUGGAGACUUAGGGAGCCGGAGGUGGUGGAACAAUCGUUCGAGGGGAGUGCCAGGCACAGCAAGAGAACGGGGCGGGCAGCGGGCGCCGAUGACACGGCGGUGCCGCGCCACUGCACCAUCUCGACGGCGGCGUCUCGCUCUGCGGGUCACGUGACUUGUUAAUCAACAUUCUGGCCGCACGCUGCAGAUCAUGUGACCAGCAUCCACUGGUUUUGCACUGCAGCCGCACUCGUCGCACCGAUGAUGACGACGAUGAUGAUGAAGCGCUUGCGUGGAGCAGUGCCCAAGAUGAAACAUUUUGGCGGGGGCUCCUGGCGUGGUGGCUAUUCGAUCAUUUUUCACCAGGAUGGUUUGUGCAGGAAGACUGGGAGCAUAGGCAUGAAAUAGAUUGUGAUGCAAAGCCCUCUGCUGCCAACAACAUUACCCCCUCUGCCCCCCCCCCCCCCCCCUCCUCUACAGCAGCCUAUUUAAAGCUUAUUUUACAUAAUGUAGGUUUUUUGGGCUAGAUCGCGUAAAUAUAUAAAUGUGUCGUUAAAUCCGCCAGCACCCGACACAGCCAACUAGUAAGGGUUGUCACGUAAACAGAACGUGGCCAAUUCGUCACUAGUACAGCACACUGGUUGUGUGUUGGAGAGAAAAUUUACAAUCUGGGUACGACGUUUCGCCUAUAAUUAUAACUAGCUUCAUCAGGCGGAUGUGAUGACGUCACUUGUGAUCCUUUCAAGUUAAAAGGGGGGGGAUUAAUUAAUGCAUAUACAUUACAAUGGGUUAUCCAUUGCCGGUUGGGUUAUUCAUAUGGUUGUCAACGUACAUUAUUGGAUGCACAUUAUGCAUGCCGAUUGUUCUUGUACCUACACACUUAUAUUUACGCGAUCUAACCCAAAUAACCUACAUUAUGGAUGAUAUUGGUUGCAAAAGCCUACUUCGUGUUCAACUAAAAAGCCUGUUAUAGUGGUCACCCAUGCAAGCACUAUUCAAAUGAAAAAAAUCCUGCUUAAUUUUUUUAUAUAUCUGAUGAGUCAAAUCUGAGAAAUGACAACAACAAAAAGCCGUCGUAACAGAAUUAAAAAAACAGCGCAGGUCAUAGAAACGACACACGUGUGUGCGUGUGUGUGUGCUUUUUUAAAGCGCAAUAUUUCACUUGCGUGGCCGCAUUGCAGGCGUUUCGGUGGAAGGCGACUCAAGCUCCGAAUAGCUUCACUAUCAAUAAUUGCUUCGUCGGUGUUUAAUCUUUCAUUAUGAGAAAGAACCUGCUCAUGUAAAUAAACACCCCCCCCUUGCAUUAACCACUGUAAUUUAACGUGAAUUGUGUGGUGUACAAUGGUGUUUGUGGCAAAUGUGCUCGGCGUGUGAGUGCGAGUGUAUACAAGUGUUGAUUGCAUUGGGUACAAGUGGCUAUAAAAUGCAUUGUGGUUUUGUAACAAUAAAUGUCAUGUCCUAUCUCGGUUAUUUCUUGGAAUAUCACAUUUCCUUCAGACCCAUUGCACACGUUACAAGUGGUCAGUGUGUCUUUCGAGACGGAUGCAAAUCCAAGCCGUGCAAUGUAACUGCUGUUUGUAUUUAGCUGGUCCGCACCUCCGAUGCGCGUGAUUGGCUACGUCUGGUGCGAGUGGAGUUCACGCGCAUAGAUCUAACCCAUGGCCACUUGACUCUUACAGUUUUUCUCAAUCGUGCAAAACAAGAACAGUUCAUCUGGAAAAAAAUAGGUGAACCUAGCAAAGUUGUACGGUACUCUGCUCGGGAAAGUCAUCAUGAGAUAAUUACAGAUACAGGUUCACAGCAACACCGAUGUUAACCAAGGCUUGCAAUGGGUACCGUACCAUUUCUCAGUUUAUAUUCAGCCUUUCAGGAGACGGGUUAUUUGACAAACAAAUAAAACUUGGCUCAAUUGUGAACAAUUAAUUUAAGGAAUUUUUAUUGAUAGGCAUUUGUAAAUUAUUAACAUCUAAUUAUCAGAAGCAUACUGCCUGUGUAAACAGACAAGGUGAAAUACAUGGACUGCAUAAAUUACUACUAUUAAGUAUUAGGAUUGUCAAAUGGCAAUAAACAAGACACGGUUAAAUUUCGAUUUAAAGCUUUCGUGACUGCAGGGAUUCACCUUCUUGGUUCUUUCGGUAAAGUCACGUAGAAGGGAAAUAAUAAAAUAAUAAAAAUAAAACA